Molecule: messenger RNA, 363 nt
Organism: Symbiodinium sp. CCMP2456
Lineage: Eukaryota; Dinophyceae; Suessiales; Symbiodiniaceae
Source: the annotation of a GenBank genome assembly
AUGAUCAUCCGGAAAAACUAUGGUGCCACCCACUUCAUCAUCGGGCGGGACAUGGCUGGUACGAAGAGCACCAUUGACGGCGAGGAUUUCUAUGGAGCCUACGACGCCCAAGAGACCGGCAAGAAGUACUCUGCGGAGCUCGGUGUGACGGUGACCCACUACGAGAACAUGGUCUAUGUCGGUCCAGAGGAAGGCUACGUCCAGGAGAGCGUGGCCAAGAGCAAGGGCUACAAAGUGGUGAAGCUCUCCGGCACCGAGUUCCGGCGACGCCUCCGCGCCGGCGAGGACAUCCCGGAGUGGUUCGCAUUCAAGUCCGUGGUGGAUAUUCUCCGGAAGGCGGGUGACAGCGCCUUUUGCGCCUAG